UAAGGGAACGCCUGCAUUUUUGAUGUCAUUUAUGUUUGGACUUCAGAGGAGAAAUAUACCUAUCAUAUUUUGUUAAAAUAAGAAAAUAAACGGCUUAGUAUUAUUCAAAUAACUAUAUCACGAUGUCUCAUACAAUUUUAUUGGUUCAACCCGGUCCCAGACCAGAAACAAGAACGUAUUCUGACUACGAAAGUGUCAACGAUUGUAUGGAAGGAGUCUGCAAAAUAUACGAGGAGCAUUUAAAAAGACGAAAUCCAAAUACACCCACAAUUACAUACGACAUAUCGCAACUGUUUGACUUCGUGGAUCAGCUAGCAGAUUUAAGUUGCUUAGUAUACCAAAAGUCUACUAACACCUAUGCACCCUACAACAAAGAUUGGAUAAAAGAAAAAAUCUAUAUACUUCUACGUCAAGCGGCAGGCCAGAGCGACUAAGCAUUACUUAUUGACUUACAUUAAAAUUGUGAAUAGGUAUAGUAUUUAAAUUCAAAAUUACAUUAAAAAUUAUUUUCCUCUUUACGAUCCUGGUGCCAUAGCAUUUUAUGCCAAAUUGUGGUUACAAAUUGCUGAUGCUUUCUUUUUUAAUAAAAAAGCCAAAUGCUGUACAAUUAUAAUUGCAGACACUUCAAAUUCAUGUUACAUAUUGUAAUAUGAUAAUAUCUAAACUUAUACCAGCUUACCUAUUCACAUUUUUCAUUUAUAGAAUUGUCAAGUCUACAUAAUAUGCCCAUUAGUGAUUAUGGUAAUUUUAUUUCUAUUGAGGUUGUGCAAACUUUGAAGAGGGUUCUUUUUCUUUGAUUUUAUUUUUAAUUAUUAUAUUCUCUAUCUUCUAUCUAAUGUUGCAGUGCAGCUAUUCUAUAAAAUGUUGAUUCAAUUGAGAAUUUGAAAUUCCGAUUUAAUAUUACAUUACAAAUUACAAUAUAUUAUUUUGACUU
This is a messenger RNA of Aricia agestis (brown argus), 934 nucleotides long. It is a transcript of the gene e(r), whose product is annotated as enhancer of rudimentary homolog. NCBI's taxonomy places the organism in Eukaryota, Metazoa, Arthropoda, Insecta, Lepidoptera, Lycaenidae. The coding region runs from base 123 to 434 and encodes 103 amino acids. The record is from RefSeq and is a predicted model, not a curated record. The transcript has 3 exons.